This is a messenger RNA of Cyprinodon variegatus (sheepshead minnow), 2956 nucleotides long. RefSeq names its product vasorin (gene vasnb). Lineage: Eukaryota; Metazoa; Chordata; Actinopteri; Cyprinodontiformes; Cyprinodontidae. The coding region runs from base 355 to 2409 and encodes 684 amino acids. The record is from RefSeq and is a predicted model, not a curated record. Gene Ontology annotation, molecular function: protein binding. The transcript has 3 exons.
CCAGGGGAGUCGGCACUUGAGCGCAUUCCUUGACGUGGAGGCUGGUAUACCUCUCUCUCUCUGACCGUUUGAUGAGCUCUUUGCUUUAGUUAAAAAUCACCCAUAGAGAGGAAAGAAAAAACUUUUAAACCUUUAGAUUUGUUUUUGGAUCUUGAUCCGGAAAACUACCCUGUUUGGAGUUAAAUUAAUCACUUUGGAUACGGACACAUGCGCAACGGCGCUCAUACAACUUCACCUCGGCAAAGUUACGGGUGGAAAAAAAAUUAAUUAACUGAAGAAAAAAAGGAGGGGAGCAGAGAUAGAGGAGGAAGCAUCGUGACUGGGUUAAGCAUUGGGCGAGACAGGUUUUGCACCAUGAAGAUCUUUCUCAGUCCACUGAUGUCCUUUCUUCUCCUCCUCAUGCUUCUUCAUGGCAUCUUUACCAGCGACUGUCCAGAAGACUGCUUGUGCCACAGUCCAAUGAGCAUUUUAUGUUCCCAAAGACGCUCAUCUACCAUUCCUCGUGAAGUACACUUUUCAACCAAAAGCCUCUAUCUGUUUGCAAAUGGGAUUGAAGACAUUAAAGCCAAGGAUUUUGAUGGACUGGUUAACUUAGAAAUGUUGGACCUCAGUCAAAACAAACUGACCAGUCUUCCUGAAAGGGUGUUUGAGCCACUGAUCUCUUUAAAGAAUCUGGAUUUGUCAUCUAACCAGAUCACCUACAUCUCAGAGGAAUGUUUCCAAGGAAUGCCACAGCUGGAGCGCCUUUAUUUGUAUGGUAAUCACAUCGAAAAAAUCCACCCCUCUGCUUUCAAUGGCUUGAAACAUCUCCUGGAACUGAAAUUGCAGGGUAAUAUGUUGACAACCUUGCCCCUUCUCUCAUUACCCAGGCUGCUGCUGCUGGACCUCCGCUUUAAUGUCUUACCCUCUUUAAAUCCCUCUGAGCUUCAGACCCCGAACCUGGAGUCACUCAGGCUGGGUGGUGUUGGGCUCACCAGUCUAAAUAAGGAGCUUAUAGUUCGUCUAAAGAAUCUUCAUGAAUUAGACAUUUCAGGAAACAAGCUUGAUUCUUUCCCCUCUGCCCUAAAGGAAACACCAGGACUGCUUCACCUAAACCUAGCUGGCAACCCAAUGGGCCCUCUGAAGAUUGAGGAUCUGCAAAACCUCAGUGAACUAAUGGAGCUGGACAUAAGCAGUCUCAGUAUACAAGGACUUCCUGAGGAGUUUUCUAAGCUCUUCCCCCACUUAACAAAACUUACAAUAGCAGAAAAUCCCUUCAACUGCCUUUGUAACUUAGCAUGGUUCCCAAGGUGGCUUAAGGCUCAGAGCAUCACCCUGGAAAGAACAGAAGAGACACGUUGCCAUUUUCCACCCAUCAAUGCCGGAAAGGUCUUAGAAAAUCUGGAAAACAGAGAUUUUGGCUGUCCAACGACAACCGCAAUGACCACUACUACUGUCAAGACUACUACUACCACCCUGCCUGUUCCUGUUACCACCUUACCAACUACUACUAGAUCUAUUCAAGUCCCCAGGGCCAGUGAUAAUCCUCCUAAUAAAGGUGGCAACAUUCCUCUGCCUCCUGUUCUGCCAUCUCCAAGCAGCAGCAGCAGUACUGAUCUAGAUGAAGAGGAGCAAUUCUGUCCCCAGUAUGCCUGUUUAAAUGGGGGUACUUGUCAUUGGAAUCAGCAUGGUCAGGGAGUGUGUAUAUGUCCAGAUGGCACAUCUGGGCUUUUUUGUGAAAUCCUCAAUCCCUUUCCACCUUUGUCCCGUGAAGCUGAUCCAUCAAAGGAAACCCUUACUGCAAACACGGCAGACAUCAGUUCACUUAAAGCAACGGCAACAUCAAUUCUGCUAGAUCUCCACCGCUAUGUUGAAUUGCGGCCUCACAUCCGUGGAAUCCGCUUGACCUACAGAAACCUCUCUGGGCCGGACCGCAGGCCAAUGCAGCUUAACCUUCCAGUGACCUUCCCAGAGUACAGACUCCGAGGUUUGAAUCCCAAUUCCACUUACAGUGUAUGCGUCAGUCCUUUAGGUGCAGCCAUGGAUACAGACAGUGUCUGCACUGAAGCUCAUACAAAACCUUCUGGCCCUGUGGCAAGAGUCGACAACCCAAAGUUUACCACAAUGCUAAUGCCUUCAAUUGCCAUUUUGGCGCUGCUGGUUCUCAUAGCAGUAGCAGUGGGAGUGGUUUGCUUUCUUCGAAGAAAGAGAGCCAAGACCCACCUGGAUCUUGACUGUGAGCCUUCCCAGCUGGAGCCGGAUGGAGUUAAGGCAGGUUUGGAUAACGGGGCGUUGUUUCACAAACAGCCACAACUUAUGAUCCCCGAACCUGUUGUCCAAACGGGUAGUCUGGAGUAUGAGGUGUUAUUACUACAAGAUCAUCAUUCGUCAAAUAACAAUAUGUCCAUGCACAAGCCUUCUUACUUCUGACAGAAGCUCUUGAUCAAUCAGAUCUGUGAGAGGAUUUUUAUUUCCUCAGCUGUGUCCUGCCAAGAACAUGAACAGUAGUGACUACUGCUUGAUAGUCGAGGACACAGAAUUAGGCAACUAAUCACCAAAAGAGAAGCUGGACUCACUAUCAACUUUACUUCUCUAUGGUUGUCAAAGAAGACUAAAACAUUGAGACACUAUAUUCUAAAUGCUGCAAUGUAUGACAUCCAACAUGCUGUGAUGCUGGGACUGUUGUUUUUGGCAAAGAUUUAGGUUAGGGACACUUUAUAAGCUCAUGCACUCCCUUAGGUGCACUGCCUGUGCACUAAUAUGAGCUGGUGCUCCCUUACCUUAUCACCAAAGGCCAAGUGAACGGUCUCAGUGGUUGGUUUUGAGGCACGGUGAAAAACUCAUCAGUGACCUACUUACUGGAAGGGAUCAGUGUAUGCUGUGAAUGACCUUUUAACUCACCAAAUGAAGUUUUACUGAGAAAAUAGCUGAUACAUGUAUUGCUUUAUUUGGUUCAAUUGUUUUGUAUUUGUUUUUU